Molecule: messenger RNA, 900 nt
Organism: Dovyalis caffra
Lineage: Eukaryota; Viridiplantae; Streptophyta; Magnoliopsida; Malpighiales; Salicaceae
Source: the annotation of a GenBank genome assembly
AUGGGGGUAAAUAAUGAAGAAUUGACCUUGUCUGAUGAGGAGCUGAUGACUGAUGAUGAAAUGGAUGAUCUUGACAAAGAAGUGUCUGAAUCUGGGUCGGAAUUGGAGGAUGAAGAUAUGAAGUUGCCUGAACCAUCUAAAAAUGCUAUAUUCAAUAGAGAUGGUAUUGCUGAUAAACUUCAAGAUAUUAGUUGGCCUGAGAAUGUUGGGUGGAUUCACAAGCUUGUGAUUGACUUUGAUCAAGAGCAAGAGGUGGACGUGAAUGAUGACCUGACUAGAGAGCUUGCUUUCUACACGCAAGCCUUAGAGGGAACAAGGCAGGCAUACGCUGAGCUGGAGUCUAUGGGGAUUCCUUUUCUAAGGCCUCCUGAUUAUUAUGCAGAGAUGGUGAAGUCAGAUACUCACAUGGAGAAAGUGAAGGGCCGGCUUUUGGCAGAGAAGAGAAGCAUUGAGGAGGCUGAGGAGAGAAGGAAAGCUAGAGAAUCUAAGAAACUAGCUAAAGAGGUUCAGCUCAAGAAGCAGAAAGAGAGAAAUGCACAGAAAAAGACAGCGAUAGAGACCGUUAAGAACUGGAGGAAACAGAGAAAACAAAGUGGGUUUGCUGGAGGCGACAAGGAUGGUGAGUUGGAUAUGCCCUUUGAAGAUGGAAAAGUUUUUGAAAGGUCGAACAAGAAGAGGCCAGGGGUGUCUCCAGGAGAUCGGUCUGGAGGGAAGGGGAGACAACCUUGGAAGGGGAAGAAUGGACCAGAAAAGAAAAAAUCAAAGAGGGAAUCAAGGGAUUCCAAAUUUGGAUUUGGAGGGAGGAAAGGUUUAAAGAAGCAGAACACUGCCGACUCCACUGAUGGCUUCAAACGCUUCAACAAAGGCAGUGCCACAGGAAAUAACAAAAGGAAAAGGUGA